Molecule: messenger RNA, 2646 nt
Organism: Rhopalosiphum padi (bird cherry-oat aphid)
Lineage: Eukaryota; Metazoa; Arthropoda; Insecta; Hemiptera; Aphididae
Exons: 7
Coding region: 394-1257 (287 amino acids)
Biological process (GO): negative regulation of fatty acid biosynthetic process; double-strand break repair via homologous recombination; positive regulation of transcription by RNA polymerase II
Cellular component (GO): BRCA1-A complex; BRCA1-BARD1 complex; plasma membrane
Molecular function (GO): ubiquitin-protein transferase activity
Source: RefSeq, a predicted model, not a curated record
UUAUAUGUAUCUUGGAACCUGCACUCGAGAGAUGAGAUAAAUAACCACUUGUUUAGAUUUUACCGCUCAUAUUAUUAUUAUUUUAUCUUAUUUAUUAUAUCUACAUAUUGUUUUUAUGUAAUUUUACAAACAUUUUUCAUACAAUUAUUCUAUAGUUUUCAAUUAAAUGAAUCGUUAAACCAAUGAAUCACUCGCUCUAUGAAAACCUGGACAUGGCUGCAGAAUGCGGACCAUGACUUUACUGCUCUGUUUUAUUAGACUGCGAACGUUCCUGACAUUAUUGCUGAAUGGGACACCGACUCGGACUCUGAAACUAUUAUAUUAAGCGAUUUGCAGAUUGAAAGUUCUACUUUUAUCAGUUCCGACUUAGACUUUCAACACCAAGAUCUAAAUAUGAACGGUGAUGAUAAUUAUGAUCAAAGCGCUACAGAUACUAGUAACAGUGACAGUGAAUCUGAGGAUGAUGUUGUCCAGGGAACAAUAGACAGAUGCAGUGUCUCUAACCCUUGGAAUCAUUCUGUAAAAAAUAAACAUAUAGUUGUAACAUAUACCAAUAUUGAAAACGAAGAUCUUGAAGUGAUACAAGAGUUGGUGGAUACGUUUAAACUAAAUGCACACGUACGUUGGAAUGAUAGUGUUACACAUUUAAUUGUGAAAAUUCUUCCAAAUGGUAAAUGUGUUCGAACUAGAAAAAUUAUGAAUGCGCUAUUAUUAAACUGCUUUAUUGUUAGUUUUGAAUGGGCUAAAGACUGUAUAACUUCUAAGACAUUACUGCCAGAGGUAGAUUAUAUACCACCCGAUUAUUCUGGCGAACCAUCCCCAUUAGUGUCUUGGCGUGUGGGACGGGGAAUAAUUGAUUCACCAAUGGAAUGGACUAGAAAAUGCAUUUUAUAUCUUCAUAGUUCUAUUGAAUUCAAUGAGUCAUAUACGGACAUAAAAUUAUGGGCUCAAAGAGCUGGUUUUGUGUUGACUAAUGAUUUGGGAGAGUUCAAUGAUGACUACAAAUUGCGAAUUAUAUUGGCUGAUAAAAAUAGUACAACUAAUGAUGUUCGAGCUAAAUUACCCAACAAAACAGAAAUUACAAGUUGGAUAUGUGAUUAUAAAGCUGUUACAUUAUUCUUGGAUUGGUUUCUUGAGUGUUUGUUUCAAUACAAAUUUGUUGAAAUUGGUCGCGAUUACCAGAUUAUGAAACUAAAUUCAAACAUGGUAGAAUUUACCAAUAUGGAAGAAUCUCUGUUUGAAUUUGAAAAUUGUUGAAUAAUACAUUUUUUAUGUGUAAAUUAAAUAUUUGUAUCAUUAAGAUAUUUUUGGAUUAUUAGGAACCAUAAUCAUGAAACAAAUAUUUUUAUUUUUAUGUUAAGUUAAGUUUAUUAUGUAAUUUAUUUUGUUAAAUUUGUGUUACUUCUUGGUUUCAUGCCAUUUGACUACAGUGUUUUUUUUUUUAUUAAUUUUUUAUAUAAUUAGUGUUUAAACAAAAUAGAGUACAAAUGAUAGUGACAAAAUAUUUUAUUGCUAAGUUUUACUCUGAUGAGAAAAAAGAUGUUGAAUAAGUUUAAUACAAAAUUAACUUAAAAUAUUUUAAUAAUAAUACAGUAUGAUUAUUUAUUGAAUACAAAUAACUGUUGAUUUAUUAUAAUUAUAUUACAUUAUAAUUGAUUUUCCAACUAGAAGUCUAGAAAUAAUACAAUUCAAUGGUUUUUUAGCAUAAGUUUUUCAUUGUACAUCAUCAUUUAAUUAAACCAUAUUUUUAAAAGAAUUGUAUAUUUUUGUUUUAUAUAUCUAGUAAAUGCCAAAUAUAAUUAAAUAUAAUACUUUAAAUGGUUUGGCUAAUAUACAUUUUAUUUUCCAAUCAUGAUAUGUAUAAAAAAAUGUUUUAAUAAAAGCAAGCAUAGCGGGCUUUAAAUUAUCUUUUUUCUUUUACCUCAGUCAAGGAAUUCUACUAAUCAACAAAUAAAACAUGUUUGUAAUUUCAACAAUUUUGUAUAAAUAAUGCUUAAGAAUUUAAUAAUAUUAAGAAAAAUGUAUAAGUUCUUUUGGUGAAAUAUAAUUGCACCUUAUUUUUUUGUCGAAAGACAAAUAAUAGUCAAUUAUAUUAUAGAAAUUUAAAUCAAAAUUAUUGUAUACUUUUUAAAAAUAAUAAUACUUGUUACUUAAUGCAUAGGAUAUUAACUGCAGUACUGAUAUAAUUAAUAAAUAUUAUUAUGUAUGACCAUGAAUUGAGAUGACUAAAUACUUAUCAAGACUUAAGGUCAGUAUUCUCUUAAUUUGUACGUACAGUGUUUUUAAAAUGUAAUUGUUAACAAAUUGUAUUGUAUAAAACAAAUAUAAUUAAUCACUGUGCACUUUAUUUCAUAAAGAGUAAUCCUAAUGAUCUCUGCCAUGCCUGUUAUACUUCUCUGUUUUUAUCGUACAAAAUAUCAUACUUAAAUUUCAUUAGGUAGGUACCUAGAGUCAAUUGAAAACUUAAUUAUAUAUUAUGAUCAGUGGUGUAGUCGUAAAUAUUUUUUUGGGUAUACACCUAAAUUGAGAAAUAUGUAAUACGUAAGGCUCUGCCCCCCACACCACUCGUUUACUAAUUAACUUCAAUUUAUCUAUUAUUAUAAAUAUAUUUAAAUACAUAAUAAUAUAUAAUUCUAUUAUAGCAAA